GACCGGUUCAGUGAGUAAUCCAUCUAAUUUUUAGGAAAAGUUGUCCAAGAUUAUUUCAUGGAAUAAAGUGAGAAUUUCGAUGUCUAAAUGGCCACGUAAUACAAUUAUUUCACGUACAUGCAUUCAGUAGAAGGUACAGCAGUACCUUGUGUACUUGGAUUACAAUUUAUCUGGAUACAAAUCAACGGAUUAUGAGCCUCAAUGUAGGGAUGUAGAGCGGAAAUAUUUUGUUGUUCAUGCAUCUCCAGGAAUUUUAUAGGGUGUCAUUGACUUGAUCCCAUGUCUUCAGCACAGAAGAGAGACACGAGGGCUGACGACCCUAAUCCCAGAAGAAUAUCUAAACCAGGCACUAGAGGAAUGCAUAGUUCCAAUAGAGGUAGCUCUGGAAAUCAGGGUGUGCUCAUGGUCGGCCCAAAUUUUAGGGUGGGAAAGAAAAUAGGUUGUGGAAAUUUUGGCGAAUUACGUCUUGGUAAAAACCUAUAUAACAAUGAGCAUGUGGCAAUCAAACUGGAGCCUAUGAAAUCCAGAGCUCCGCAACUUCAUUUAGAAUACAGAUUUUACAAGUCACUCGGACAAGCUGAGGGUAUUCCGCAGGUAUAUUACUUUGGACCAUGUGGGAAAUACAACGCCCUUGUGCUAGAAUUAUUAGGCCCAAGCUUAGAGGAUCUUUUCGACCUGUGCGACAGGAAGUUCUCUCUAAAGACAGUACUCAUGAUUGCAGUUCAGCUAAUAACACGUAUGGAAUACGUUCACAGCAAGCACCUCAUUUACCGAGACGUGAAGCCAGAGAAUUUCCUUAUCGGGCGACAGUCCAACAAAAAGCAACAUAUUAUAAAUAUUAUCGAUUUCGGGCUUGCAAAGGAGUAUAUUGACCCUGAAACUAAAAAACAUAUUCCAUAUCGGGAACACAAAAGUUUGACGGGGACUGCAAGAUAUAUGAGUAUAAACACACAUCUUGGAAAAGAGCAAAGUCGUAGAGACGACUUGGAGGCACUAGGUCACAUGUUCAUGUACUUCCUCAGGGGGAGUUUGCCAUGGCAGGGCCUAAAGGCCGAUACUUUAAAAGAACGAUAUCAAAAAAUCGGAGAUACUAAGAGGGCGACGCCCAUAGAGGUCUUAUGUGAAAAUUUUCCAGAAGAACUAGCCACUUAUCUACGCUAUGUGCGACGGCUAGACUUCUUCGAGACUCCGGACUACGACUAUCUCCGUAAAUUGUUCCUAGAUUUAAUGGAGACGAACCAUUGGGAUUGUGACUCGGAGUUUGACUGGGUAGGAAGACAACUGUCAACUCCUGUUGAUCCUAGUCCAAGUGUGACAUCACCAAACAGAGACGAUAAGAAUAGAGGGCGCCACACAAGUGAACAAAAUAAGCAGGCAAAUCAGCGAGGCACAGCUUGGGGGGAGCAACCUCGGGGAAAUAAUUUGCUCGGUGCCAAUCUUAUGUCUGCUGAUAGGCACGGGGGCUCUGUACAGGUGGUUAGCUCAACGAAUGGUGAACUUGGGGGAGACGACCCUGGGGGUCACUCUAACACUCCCAUAACUCCCCAGGCCGAAGUGGAACAUGUCGAUGAAACUAAAUGCUGCUUUUUCCGCAGACGCAAGAAAAAGAAAUCACGCCAAACUUAAGACAUUUUAUAUGGACUGCAAUUACAGAUAGAUGGCGUGUUGAUUUUAUAGGAUUGUACUCCAGCACAGCCCUAUAGAGUACACAGUGCUAAUGUGUGCAUAGUGCUAAUGUGUGCAUAGUGCUAAUGUGUACAUAGUGCUUAUGUGUACAUAGUGCUGAUUUGUACAUAUCGCUGCCAAGUGCAUUGUGCUAAAAUGUAUUAAGUGCUAUAUUCAGUGCUAAAACUAAAGUGAUGUGUACAUAGUGCUAUACUGUACAUAGUGCUAAAAUGUACAUAGUGCUAUCCAUGAGAUGUACAUAGUGGAAUACGGGCUAUUGUAUAUAUUAGUCCUAAUCUCAGAGCUAUGUACACACAACAUUGAUGCCCACUGCGAAAAUGGACAAUGUAGUAGGCGAAACUGCUCGGGCUGGGCUGGUAGUGCAGUGCAUGAUGGGAUGCCGAGAGGAUCAUGGGGCAGACCUACCUGCUUCCUUUUUUGCAUGCCUCCUGCUUAAAAUAUACUGUUCCUCUGCAUGGCUUUUCUGCCUGAUUACACUGUAUAAUCAAAUCUGAUUGGUCAUCCCUAUUUGUCUGUGCGUAGCCCUGCCAGGUUACAUAACAUGAUCAAAUCUGAUUGGUUGGUCGUCCUGAUUUAGGUGUUGCUGUUUUUACCGCACACGGUCAAGAAAGAAGAAAAAAGGCGUUCGAAUGGAACUUAAAUGACGGGUGCACUAUGACCAAGCUCAAGAUAUGCUUCCGCUAAGAUGGCGCUCUGAAUCGAAACGAACUUUGACAUAUGGCGAAAGUGAGGAAAGUGAAUAAAGACGUAUAACAAGAGAUUACUUUUGGUACGCUAAAUUAACACAUUACUUUGGCUCCUGUCCUGAUGUAUCAAAUCCAACUUCGGCUCCUGCCCUGAUGUAUCAAAUAUACUGCCCUGUCAUGUAUCUAAUAUAUCAGUUAACUUAUUUUAGGUAUAUCUAUAUUUAAUAAGUUGGGGUAUUUUAUGAAAAGAAUUUGACACAAUUUUAUGAUCUCAUUUAGGAGACCGAUAUAAUAUUUUAAUUAUGUAGAUAAAAAUGUGAGUUUGAACUACAUUCCUUUGAUAUACAUGAAUAAAAAUCAUUGUAUUGAAUAUGAAAUGGAGAGAAGGGGUGGAAUUAGCAAGGAAUAAAGAAAUAGACUUGAUAUUAUCAUCAAUUUAACAAAAAUGUGAGAAAUACUGUCACUAUUGAGAUUACAAAAUUACAUUUUAACCAUCAGUAUUUUUGUAAUUGGGUCCUACAUCCAGAUCUGCAUAUUUAAGAAGUUAUGUUUGCUGAAAUGGAAUUUAUUAUUAAUACGUAAGAUAUUUAGAGAAAAAUGAAAUUAUCCGAUAUACAUGUAUGGUCUUUUGAUCUCAAAUUGUACCAAAUGAAAUAUUUUUCAAUGUUAUUGAAUUUUCAGUUAUAAGAUUAUGUAUUUGUGCAAUAUACUUGAAUAUUGAGUUUUGACUUGGAAAUGAUUUGAUUCAUUUCUGUCCUGAAGUGGCAAAUGUAAUUUCAGCUCCUGCCCUGAUGUAUCA
Messenger RNA from Owenia fusiformis, 3171 nucleotides. The record is from the annotation of a GenBank genome assembly. Lineage: Eukaryota; Metazoa; Annelida; Polychaeta; Sabellida; Oweniidae.